This is a messenger RNA of Haliaeetus leucocephalus (bald eagle), 11865 nucleotides long. It is a transcript of the gene NEB, whose product is annotated as nebulin. The coding region runs from base 1 to 11703 and encodes 3900 amino acids. NCBI's taxonomy places the organism in Eukaryota, Metazoa, Chordata, Aves, Accipitriformes, Accipitridae. The transcript has 91 exons. Gene Ontology annotation, cellular component: Z disc. Gene Ontology annotation, molecular function: actin filament binding. The record is from RefSeq and is a predicted model, not a curated record. Gene Ontology annotation, biological process: cardiac muscle thin filament assembly.
AUGUGUUUUGGUAGGCAGAGCUUCCCUAGGGAGGAGGAGGGGUUGGAUGGAGUGAGGAGGUUGCUGAGCUGCUUUGUUUCCUUGCCUGUCCUUCAGAACGUGUACAAGUCCGACCUUCUGUGGCUGAGGGGCAUUGGCUGGUCCCCCAGUGGUUCGCUGGACGACGAGAAGAACAAGAGGGCGAGCCUCAUCCUGAGUGACAAGAAGUAUCGGCAACACCCGGACACCAUCAAAUUCACGAGCAUUCCUGACUCGAUGCCUAUGGUUCUGGCAAAGCACAACUCUGAAAUUAUGAACCAACGCGCCUACACGUCAGCCUGGGAGAAAGAUAAAACCAGCGUUCACAUUAUGCCGGAUACACCUGGUAUUUUGCUAGCCCAGCAGAACAAAGUGAACUUCAGUGAGAAACUGUACAAGCUUGCGAUGGAGGAAGAGAAGAAAAAGGGCUACGACAUGCGAGCAGAUGCCAUUCCUAUCAAGUCUGCUAAAGCUUCCAGAGACAUUGCGAGUGAUUACAAGUAUAAAGAAGGCUAUCGCAAGCAGCUUGGUCACCAUAUUGGAGCCCGAAAUAUAGAGGAUGAUCCGAAGAUGAUGUGGUCGAUGCACGUAGCCAAGAUCCAGAGUGACAGGGAGUACAAGAAAGCCUUUGAGAAGACAAAGACACACUUCAGUAGCCCAGUGGACAUGCUGGGGAUUGUGCUGGCCAAGAAAUGUCAGGAGCUGGUCAGCGAUAUUGAUUACCGCCACUAUCUGCAUCAUUGGACCUGUCUGCCAGACCAGAAUGAUGUUAUCCAUGCUAAGCAAGCCUAUGAUCUACAGAGUGAUAACUGCUACAAGUCUGACCUUGAAUGGUUGCGAGGCAUUGGUUGGGUCCCACUUGGUUCCUUGGAGGUUGAAAAAGCCAAGAAGGCAGGGGAGAUCCUGAGUGAUAGAAUAUACCGUCAGCCUCCGGACACAAUCAAGUUUACUAGCAUCACUGAUUCUCUAGAGAUGGUUUUAGCUAAGCAGAAUGCAGAGACAAUGAAUAAGCGUUUAUAUACUGAGGCCUGGGAUAAAGACAAGACACAAAUCCACAUAAUGCCUGACACACCUGAAAUCACACUGGCAAAACAGAACAUGCAAAACUACAGUGUGAAACUCUACAAACAGGCCAUGGAAGAAGCAAAAAAGAAAGGCUAUGAUUUGAGAAGUGAUGCUAUCCCCAUUCAAGCUGCCAAAGCAUCCAGGCAAAUUGCCAGCGAUUACAAAUACAAAGAAGGCUAUCGCAAGCAGCUUGGGCACCACAUAGGGGCCCGUAACAUAGAGGAUGAUCCAAAGAUGAUGUGGUCGAUGCACGUAGCCAAGAUCCAGAGUGACAGGGAGUAUAAGAAAGCUUUUGAGAAGACAAAGACACACUUCAGUAGCCCAGUGGACAUGCUGGGAAUCGUGUUGGCCAAGAAAUGUCAGGAGCUGGUCAGCGAUAUUGAUUACCGCCACUAUCUGCAUCAGUGGAUCUGUCUGCCAGACCAGAAUGAUGUUAUCCAUGCUAAGAAAGCCUAUGAUCUACAGAGUGAUAACUGCUACAAGUCUGACCUUGAAUGGUUGCGAGGCAUUGGUUGGGUCCCGCUUGGUUCCUUGGAGGUUGAAAAAGCCAAGAAGGCAGGGGAGAUCCUGAGUGAUAAAAUAUACCGUCAGCCUCCGGACACAAUCAAGUUUACUAGCAUCACUGAUUCUCUAGAGAUGGUUUUAGCUAAGCAGAAUGCAGAGACAAUGAAUAAGCGUUUAUACACUGAAGCAUGGAAUAAAGAUAAGACCAUGGUUCAUGUCAUGCCUGACACACCAGAAAUCCUGCUAGCUAAACAAAACCAAUUAAAUUACAGUCAGAAAAUGUACAAAUUAGCUUUGGAGGAAUCGAAGAAGAAGGGUCAUGAUUUGCGUUUUGAUGCCAUUCCUAUUCAAGCUGCCAAAGCAUCCAGAGAGAUUGCCAGUGAUUACAAAUACAAAGAAGGCUAUCGCAAGCAGCUUGGGCACCACAUCGGGGCCCGUAACAUAGAGGAUGAUCCAAAGAUGAUGUGGUCGAUGCACGUAGCCAAGAUCCAGAGUGACAGGGAGUAUAAGAAAGCUUUUGAGAAGACAAAGACACACUUCAGUAGCCCAGUGGACAUGCUGGGGAUUGUGCUGGCCAAGAAAUGUCAGGAGCUGGUUAGCGAUAUUGAUUACCGCCACUAUCUGCAUCAGUGGAUCUGUCUGCCAGACCAGAAUGAUGUUAUCCAUGCUAAGAAAGCCUAUGAUCUACAGAGUGAUGCUGUUUACAAAUCAGACCUGGAAUGGCUAAGAGGUAUUGGAUGGGUUCCUAUUGGUUCCAUGGAAGUUGAGAAAGCCAAGAAAGCUGGAGAAAUCCUGAGUGAAAGGAAGUAUCGUCAACCAGCAGACCAAAUUAAAUUUACUAGUGUGACAGAUUCUUUGGCCAUGGUCUUAGCCAAGCAAAAUGCUGAGAUAAUGAACAAGCGUUUAUACACAGAAGCCUGGGAUGCAGACAAAACAUCAGUUCACGUCAUGCCUGACACACCGGAUAUUUUGUUAGCGAAGGCCAAUGCAGCUAAUGUUAGCCAUAAACUUUAUAUACAAGCCUGGGAAGAGGCCAAAAAGAAGGGUUAUGAUAUGAGGGCUGAUGCAAUUCCAAUCCGAAGUGCAAAGGCAUCAAGAGAUAUUGCAAGUGAUUACAAGUACAAAGAAACGCACGAGAAGCAGAAAGGCCACUACAUCGGGUGCCGAACUGCCCAGGAGGAUCCCAAACUGUCGUGGGCUGCGCGUGCCAUGUUGCUGCAGAAUGACCGAAUUUACAGGAAGGCGUACCAUGACUCAAAGGCCCAGAUCCACAUACCAGUCGACGCGAUGUCAGUGCAGGCAGCCAAGGAGUGCCAGAAUCUAGUCAGUGAUGUUGACUACCGCCAGUACUUUCACCAGUGGACCUGUCUGCCUGACCAGAAUGACGUGAUCCAUGCAAGGAAGGCCUACGACCUGCAGAGUGAUGCUGUCUAUAAGUCAGACCUAGAGUGGCUUCGUGGAAUUGGCUGGUUGCCUAAUGACUCUCCGGAUGUUAAGAGAGUGAAGCGUGCCCAGGAUCUCCUGAGUGAUAAUGUGUAUCGUACACGUAUUGAAAGCCUGAAAUACACCAGUGUUGUUGAUUCUCCAGAUGUUCUUCUAGCUAAAGUGAAUGCCGAACAAGUCAGCAUUCCAAAAUACAAAGAAGCCUGGGAAAAGGACAAGACUAUGAUCCAUAUUAUGCCAGACACACCUGAAAUCAACCUAGCCAAGACUAAUGCUGUUAAUUAUAGCCAGAAACUGUAUAAAGAAGCUUGGGAUGAGUUGAAGACGAGUUGUGAUUUGAGAGCAGAUGCAAUCCCAAUCAAGGCAGCCAAAGCUUCUAGAGAAAUUGCUAGUGAUUAUAAAUACAAACUGGAUCAUGAGAAGCAGAAAGGACAUUAUGUUGGAGUUCCAAAUGCAAAAGCAGAUAAGAAAAUGGAGUUUGCCCUCGGCAUAGGCAAAGUUCAGAGUGAACUAGAAUACAAGAAACACUUUGCCAAAUGGAAGACACAGUGCCACCUACCAGUAGACAUGCUAUCUAUCAUAGCGGCUAAACAUGGUCAGUCUUUGGUCAGUGAUGUUGAUUACCGUCAUUACUUGCAUCAGUGGCUCUGUCUUCCAGAUCAGAAUGAUGUCAUACAGGCUAGGAAAGCCUACGAUCUUCAGAGUGAUGCUAUUUACAAAUCUGAUUUAGAAUGGUUACGGGGUAUUGGAUGGUUGCCAAAUGAUUCGGUUGGAAUCAACCAUGUCAAAUAUGCUGGAGAUCUCUUGAAUGAGAGAAAGUACCGUACAAAAGUCGAAACUCUUCCAUUUACUCCAGUGGCGGACAGAGUUGAUUAUAUCACAGCAAAGAAUAGUGGUGAAAUUCGUAGUGAUAUUAAAUACCACAAGGCAUGGAAUGAGGUCAAGUCAAAUUAUACUCUAACAGAUACGCCACAGCUAGAUAUGGCCCGAGAGGCAGCCAGAAUUCUUAAUCAGAAUUUAUACAAGGAGAGUUGGGAGAAAGAAAAAGCCACUGGUUACCUCUUACCUCCUGACACUGUGCAGAUCUGUCAUGCCAAACACUCAAACGAUGUCCAAAGCGAGCUUAAAUACAAAGCUGAAUACGUCAAACAAAGAGGUCACUAUGUUGGAGUUCCCAGUAUGAGAGAUGAUCCAAAACUGGUGUGGUUUGAGCAUGCAGGCGAGAUCCAGAAUGACAGGUUGUACAAAUCAGACUAUCACAAAACAAAGGCCAGAGUUCACAUCCCUCCGGAUAUGGUGUCAGUUGUAGCAGCAAAGGAAUGUCAGACCUUGGUCAGCGAUAUUGACUACCGCCAAUACCUGCAUGAAUGGACAUGCCAUCCUGACCAGAAUGACUGUAUUCAGGCAAGGAAGGCCUAUGAUCUGCAAAGUGAUAAUAUUUAUAAAUCUGAUUUGGAAUGGCUUCGUGGCUGUGGUUGGAUUCCUCUGGAUUCAGUGGAACAUAAGAAAGUUAAGAAUGCACAAGAACUGAUAAAUAAGAGAGCAUAUACAAAAGAAGCCCUUGAUAAUUUUUCCAAUUAUACCAGUGUGGUUGACACUCCCGACAUUGUUUUGGCAAAGAUUAACUCUGUCAAUCAGAGUGAUUUAAAAUACAAGGAAACAUUUAACCUUGAAAAAGGCCAGUAUAUUGGGUCUGAUGAUACUCCUGCGCUGAACCAUGCCAAAGAUAUGUCCUUACUAUACAGUGAUAAACUCUAUAAAAAAGCUUGGGAAAUCAGCAAGCCCAUUGGAUAUACUUUGGAUGAGAAAUAUAUUCCAGUUGUUGGAGCGAAGCGUGCAAACUACAUAAAUAGUGAGCUUAAAUAUAAGGAAAUAUAUGAGAAGCUGAAAGGCCAUUACCUGGCUGGGAAGGAGAUUGGUGAUUUCCCUAGUGUCAUUCAUUCGCUAGCAUUCCAGAAAAUGAGGAGCGCGUUGGCAUACAGAAAGAAUUAUGAAGACACCAAAGCAAAUGUCCAUAUUCCAAGUGACAUGAUGAAUCACGUGCUAGCCAAGAAGUGCCAGUAUAUCCUCAGUGAUCUUGAAUACCGAACUUACUUCCAUCAGUGGAAUUGUUCACCUGAAGAAAAUGAUGUUGUUCAAGCCAGAAAAGCCCAGGAAAUUUUGAGUGAUGUGGUGUAUAAAGAUGACUUAAAUUGGCUGAAGGGACUUGGAUGUUACGUCUGGGAUACUCCACAAAUCCUGCAUGCUAAAAAAUCCUAUGACCUCCAGAGCCAAAUAAAAUAUACAGCAGCAGGAAAAGAGAAUUUGCAGAACUUUGGUGUUGUUACUGACACACCUCUCUAUGUGACUGCAGUGCAGAGUGGUGUAAAUGCUAGUGAUGUGAAAUACAAGCAAGAUUACCACAAAACGAAGGACAAGUAUACAACUGUGACUGAAACAGUGGAUUCUGAAAGAGUUCAAAAUUUGAAACAUCUCUUUAGCAAUAAUCUCUACAAGAAAGCCUGGGAAAAAGUGAAAGCUACUGGCUAUCUAAUGCCCUCUGAUGCUGUAUCCCUAGCUCGUGCAAAAGAACUGAAGCAUAAUGCUAGUAUUGUAAAAUACCGAGAAGAAUAUGAUAAGUUUAAAGCACUGUACACGCUACCCAGAGGUGUUGAGGAUGAUCCCAAUACAGCAAGGUGCCUUAGAGUUGGAAAACUUAAUAUUGAUCGUCUGUACAAGGAAGUCUAUGAAAAGAAUAAAGCCAAGAUCCACAUUAUUCCCGACAUGGUGGACAUAAUUUCUGCUAAGGAUGCACAGAAAAAAGUCAGUGAAAUUGAUUACCGCACACAUCUCCAUGAAUGGAUCUGUCUUCCAGAUCUUCAAAUCAAUGCCCAUGUUCGAAAAGUAACUGAUCAACUCAGUGAUGUGUUAUACAAGGAUGAUCUUAACUGGCUGAAAGGCAUUGGCUGCUUUGUGUGGGACACUCCUGAAAUUCUCCAUGCCAAACAUGCCUAUGAUCUUCGCAGUGAUAUUAAGUACAAAUCUAAGGCAGAAAAAAUGAAAAGUGACUACACUGUGGUCAUGGAAACUCCUGUCUAUGUCCAGAAUGUCCUCAGUGGCUUGAAUUUAAGUGAAGCUGUCUAUCGUGGUGAAUAUAUGCACAAUGUUAAAGGCAAAAUGAUUCCUACUGAUAAAACAGUAGAUUUGGAGCGGGCAUAUCAUGCAAACAAAAUACAGAGUGAAAAUUUGUAUCGCUGGGCUGGUGUGAAUGCUCUACCUACUGGAUACACCCUUCCCACAGAUACUCCCAGCUUUCAGCAUGCUAAACAUGUCCAAUACAUCGGCAGUGAUCUGAAAUAUAAAGAAGCCUAUGAACACAUGAAAGCUAAAGGAUAUACUCUGGGACCUAAAGAUGUUGGGUUUGAAAAUGUGAAGAAAGUGAAUCAAGUCACUAAUGAGAGGUUGUAUCGAGCAACAUACCACAAGUACAAGGACAAGAUUCAUACCACUCCAGACACACCAGAAAUCCGUCAAGUCAGAGCAACACAGGAAGCUGUCAGUGAUCUGAUCUACAAGUCAGAUUUCUUUAGGAUGCAGGGACACUUGAUUUCAUUGCCAUACACUCCUCAGGUGUUGCACUGCCGCUAUGUUGGGGACAUCACAAGUGAUAAUAAAUACAAGGAGGAUCUGAAGUGGUUGAAGGGCUUGGGUUGCUUUCUGUAUGAUACUCCUGAUAUGGUCCGUGCUCGUCAUCUGCGUAAGCUUUGGUCUAAUUAUAUAUACACAGAUACUGCAAAGAAGAUGUGGGCUAAAUACAAUGUGGUAUUGGAUACUCCUGGAUACAGAGCAGUUCAGGAACUAAAAACCCAUUUGAGUGAACUGGUUUACAGAGCUGCAGGCAAGGAGCUGAAGACAAAAUACACUUCCAUCCUUGAUACGCCUGACUUCUUAAGAGCCAAGCAAGGACAAAAAAUACAAAGCCAGUACUUGUACGUGGAACUUGCCACAAAAGAGAGACCUCAUCAUCAUGCUGGUGGUCAGACUCCAGCCUUUACCCAUGCUAGGCAUGUAAAGGACAUGGUCAGUGAGAAAAAGUAUAAAACCCAGUAUGAGAAGAUGAAGGACAAAUACACGCCUGUCCCGGACACACCAAUCUUGAUCAGAGCCAAGAGAGCAUACCUGAAUGCCAGUGAUUUACGCUACAAAGAAACCUUUGAGAAUGCUAAGGGCAAAUACCACACAGUGAAAGAUGCUUUGGAUAUUGUCUAUCAUCGAAAGGUCACCGAUGAUAUUAGCAGUGUGAAAUACAAGGAAAAUUAUAUGAGCCAGUUAGGAAUCUGGAGAUCAAUCCCAGACCGUCCAGAGCAUUUCCAUCAUCGCGCAGUCACGGAUGCUGUUAGUGAUGUUAAAUACAAGGAAGACUUAUCAUGGCUCAGAGGCAUUGGCUGUUAUGCAUGGGAUACUCCAAGUUUAGCUCUGGCAGAAAAGAAUAAGGUGCUCUACAGUGGGUGUAAGUACAAGGAGAUAUUUGAGAAGACUAAGUCUCAGUUUCAGUAUGUAGCUGACUCUCCAAUUAACAAGCAUUUUAAACACGCAACUCAGUUGAUGGAUGGGAAAAAAUAUAAAUCCUUUGCCAAGAUGCUCCUGCAACAUGGAUGUAAUGAAAUUCUGAGGCCAGAUAUGCUGACAGCACUCUACAACACAUACUUAUGGAGCCAGGUUGAAUACAAAAAGGACUAUGAAAAGAAGAAGGACAAGUAUACUAUGGUUGUGGAUACUCCAGAACACUUAAGGACUACAAAAGUCAACAAACAGAUUAGUGAUAUUAUUUACAAGUUGGAAUAUAACAAAGAGAAGCCUAAAGGCUAUACUACAAUCCAUGAUACACCUAUGUUAUUGCAUGUGCGCAAGGUCAAGGACAGAAUAAGUGAUCUGAAAUACAAAGAAGUGUAUGAGAGGAAUAAAUCUCACUGCAAUGUCAUAGCAGAUUCAGUUCAUAUUAAGACUCCAAGGCAUGCUUACAAGCUAAACAGCAAUCUGGAUUAUAAGAAGAAAUAUGAAGCAGCCAAGGCUCAUUGGCACUGGAUUGCUGAUAGGCCUGAUUUUGUUCAAGCAGCCAAGUCAUCUCUGCAACAGAGUGAUUAUGAAUAUAAACUGGACCGGGAAUUCCUAAAGGGAUGCAAACUCUCCGUCACAGAUGAUAAAAACACAGUAUUGGCCUUAAAUAAUGCCAUCCUGGCAAGUGAUAUAAAAUACAAAGAGAAGCACAACAAAGCUCGAGGAACGUGCCUUGUUGUUCCAGAUACACCUCAGAUCCUCCUGGCUAAGAACGUCAGCUCUCUUGUAUCCGAGAACAAAUACAAAGAACAGAGCAAGAAGCAGCUUCCACAUGGAUCUUAUACAACCCUGCCAGAGACACGAGACACUGUUCAUGUGAAAGAGGUGACCAAGAAUGUCAGCGACACAAACUACAAAGAGAAGUUUGUGAAGGACAAAGGCAAGUCUAAUUAUUCUGUCAUGCUGGAGCCUCCCGAAGUGAAACAUGCCAUGGAAGUUGCUAAAAAACAGAGCACAAUUGAAUACAAGAAAGAUGCCAAGUCCAAGCUCCACUACACACCUAUAGCAGAUCGACCAGAUAUUAAGAAAGCAACUCAGGCUGCCAAGUUAAUUAGCAAUAUUGAAUAUAAAAAGCGUGGAGAAGCUGGCAUUGGCGUAACCAUGCUGGGACGUCCAGAUAUUGAACUCGCAAAGGAGGUCUCCAAGCUAACUAGCCAGGUGAAAUACAAGGAGAAUUUUUCCAAAGAGAUGGGUAAAAAGCCAAAGUAUGAUUUGAAGGAGGCUAAAAUCUACAAGACCAUGAAAGACGCUCACAACAUGGCUAGUGAGGUGAAAUACAAGGCAGAUUUAAAGAAACUUCAUAAGCCUGUCACAGACAUGUCUGAAUCGCUCAUCAUGAACCAUGUCCUGAGUACAAGCCAGCUUGCCAGUGCUUACCAGUACAAGAAGCAAUAUGAGAAGAGUAAGGGUCACUACCAUGUGGUGCCAGAUAAUCUUGAACAGGUUCAUCUAAGGGAGGCAUCAGAACUACAGAGCCACGUGAAAUACAGAGAGAAGUAUGAGAAGGAAAAAGGAAAACCUAUGUUGGACUUUGAAACUCCAACAUACCUUACUGCAAAGGAAUCUCAGCUCAUGCAGAGUGAGAAAGAAUAUAAGAAGGACUUUGAAGAGUCCAUUAAGGGGCGAAACCUUACUGGCUUGGAGAUUACACCAUCCUUAUUACAUGUCAAAUAUGCAACCAAAAUAGCAAGCGAGAAAGAGUAUAGGAAGGAUCUGGAGGAAGGUGUCAAAGGUAAAGGACUAACAGCUUUAGAGGAAACUCCAGACAUGUUAAGAGCGAAGAAUGCAACUCAAAUCCUGAACGAGAAAGAGUACAAAAAAGCCUUGGAAUUGGAAAUCAGAGGAAAAGGUCUGACAGAACUGGCUUUGGAGACACCAGAUUUUGUGAGAGCAAAGAAUGCCACUGACAUUGCCAGUCAGAUCAAAUAUAAACAAUUGGCAGAAAUGGAGAAAGCCAACUACACCAGCGUUGUCGAUACUCCAGAGAUUAUUCAUGCCCAGCAGGUCAAGAACCUUUCGAGCCAGAAAAGGUAUAAAGAAGAUGCAGAAAGGACUAUGCCAUACUAUGUGCCUGUAGCAGACACACCAGAAAUGCAGAGAGUCCGUGAGAAUCAAAAGAACUUUAGCACACUUCAGUAUCAGUGGGACCUACAGAACAGUAAAGGAAAAGUUACAGUUGUACAAGACACACCAGAAAUGCUGCGUGUGAAAGAAAACCAGAAGAAUUUCAGCUCGAUUUUAUAUAAAGAAGAUAUUGGAACUGGAACUACUAUUGAAAAGACACCAGAGAUGCAGAGAGUUAAACAAACCCAGGAUGCAAUCAGCUCGAUUAAGUACAAGGAGAGUAUUGGAAAAGGAACUCCAAUUCCUGAUCUUCCAGAAGUGAAGCGUGUCAAGGAGACCCAGAAGCACAUCAGUUCGGUAUUGUACAAAGAGGACCUAGGGACAGGUAUCCCAACACCUGUCACUCCAGAAAUAGAGAGAGUCAAACGCAAUCAAGAACACAUUAGCUCGGUGUUAUACAAAGAGGGCUUAGGGACUGGCAUCCCAACACCGGUUACUCCAGAGAUGGAGAGAGUGAAACGUAAUCAAGAGAACAUUAGCUCGGUGUUAUACAAAGAGGAUCUGGGGACAGGAACCCCAACACCUGUCACUCCUGAGAUUGAAAGAGUUAAACGCAAUCAAGAAAACUUUAGCUCGGUGUUGUACAAAGAGGAUCUGGGGACAGGAACCCCAAUACCUGUCACUCCUGAGGUUGAGAGAGUCAAACGCAAUCAAGAACACAUUAGCUCGGUGUUGUACAAAGAAAGCGUGGGGACUGGAACCCCCACCCCUAUCACUCCAGAGAUGGAGAGGGUCAAACGCAAUCAAGAAAUCUGUAGCUCGGUGUUGUAUAAAGAAAACAUAGGGAAAGCAACCCCAACACCUGUCACUCCUGAGAUGGAGAGAGUCAAACGCAAUCAAGAAAUCAUUAGCUCGGUUUUGUACAAAGAAAAUGUGGGGAAAGUGACCCCAACACCAAUCACUCCAGAGAUGGAGAGAGUCAAACGCAAUCAAGAAAUCAUUAGCUCGGUGUUGUACAAAGAAAACUUGGGGCGAGCAACCCCCACACCUAUCACUCCAGAGAUGGAGAGAGUCAAACGCAAUCAAGAACAGAUUAGCUCGGUUUUGUACAAGGAACAUCUGGCAAAAGGAACUCCAACACCGAUGACUCCAGAGAUGGAGAGAGCUAAACGCAAUCAAGAAAACAUCAGCUCGGUUCUUUAUUCAGAUAGUUUCCGAAAACAAGUACAAGGCAAAGCUGCGUAUGUGUUGGAUACACCUGAAAUGCGGCGUGUACGAGAGACCCAGAAACAUAUCUCUACGGUGAAAUACCAUGAAGAUUUUGAGAAAAGCAAAGGUAGUUUCACACCUGUAGUUACUGACCCCAUUACAGAACGUGUGAAAAAGAACAUGCAGGACUUCAGUGACAUUAGCUAUAGGGGCAUUCAAAGGCGAGUAGUAGAAAUGGAGCGAAAGCGUGUGGACCAGGAUCAAGAGAAUCUCACAGGUCUUCGCGUGUGGCGCACUAAUCCCGGGUCAGUCUUUGACUACGACCCAGCAGAAGACAAUAUUCAGUCCAGAAGCUUACAUAUGAUCUCUGUCCAAGCCCAGCGCCGCAGCCGGGAGCACUCCCGCUCUGCCAGUGCCUUGAGCCUGAGUGGUGGCGAUGAAAAAUCUGAACCCUCGGACGGCGCCGAUCAACAUUUGUCCUACUACAGCAACGGGGGCUUCUUUGCCACAACUACAACAGUGGGCUACAAACAUGCUAAAACCAUAGAGUUACCACAGCAACGGUCAUCGUCAGUUGCCACCCAGCAAACAACGGUAUCAUCGGUUCCUUCUCACCCCUCUACUGCUGGUAAGACCUACCGGGCCAUGUAUGACUAUAUGGCAGCUGAUGCUGAUGAGGUUUCCUUCAAAGAUGGUGACACAAUUGUAAACGUACAAGCAAUUGAUGAAGGCUGGAUGUAUGGGACUGUCCAGAGAACCGGCAAGACUGGCAUGCUGCCAGCCAACUACGUAGAAGCUGUCUAAACCAAAGCACGUCUUUGCAUAAAGUGUUAUCUGCAUGGCACAGACAUACCGGCACAUCUUAAAAUGUAAGCCUUAGAAAAGGGUUUGUAACACUUUUUCCAAAGUGCCUUACUGUCUUCCAUGUUGAUAGUGCCUUAUGAACCAUGAUGUGGGCAAAAAAAA